AUGGCCGGAUGCCGCGGGCCGUGCCCGCCGCCGCUGCGGUGGCUGCUGCUGCUGAGCGCGCUGCUGGGAGCCGCCGUGGCCGCAGAGAGAAAUGUAACCGGCAAAUCAAAAGGAAGAAGUUUCAUUGGCCACGUAGUUCCAAAUAUAAGUAAUGGCUCUGAAAAGACAUACGAAGUGGAUGACUUUGUAGCAAAAGUCCUUACAGGAAAGCUGACUACGGUUUUUCUUCCCAUAGUCUAUAUCAUUGUCUUUGUCGUCGGUUUGCCGAGCAAUGCCUUGGCACUCUGGGUCUUUUUCUUCAGGACAAAGAAGAAACAUCCUGCUGUGAUUUAUAUGGCCAAUCUGGCCCUGGCAGACCUUCUUUUUGUUGUCUGGUUCCCACUGAAGAUUGCAUAUCACGUAAAUGGCAAUAAUUGGCUAUAUGGAGAAGGUCUUUGCAAAGUCCUUGUUGCAUUUUUCUAUGGAAAUAUGUACUGCUCCAUCCUUUUUAUGACGUGCCUCAGUGUGCAACGGUAUUGGGUUGUGGUAAACCCCAUAGUGCAUUCAAGAAAGAAAUCUGAAAUUGCAUUGGGCAUCUCCCUUGCUAUCUGGAUCAUAAUUGCAUUGGGCACCAUUCCAUUAUAUCUUGUUAAUCAGACUACUUAUAUUUCACAGCUGAACAUCACCACCUGCCAUGAUGUAUUGCCUGAAAAUGUUCUGGCUCGUGACCUGUUCAAUUACUUCCUCUCACUUGCAAUUGGACUCUUCUUAUUCCCAGCUAUCCUCACUGCUGUAGCUUACAUAUUAAUGAUAAAGACUCUGAAUGCUUCCAUUUCAGACAUAAACACUGGAAAGAAACGAAAAAGAGCAAUCAAGCUUAUUAUUACUGUCCUGUCCAUGUAUCUCAUCUGUUUUACACCUAGCAAUGUGCUGCUUGUUGUUCACUACUCGCUCCUGAAAACCAAUGGCCAGAGCUAUUUGUAUCUGUCAUACAUAACUGCGCUGUGCCUCUCUACACUGAACAGCUGUAUCGAUCCAUUUAUCUAUUACUAUAUUUCAAAAGACUUCAGAGAUAACUUUAAAAACGCUCUUCUUUGCCGAAGUGUGCGAGCAACAAGGAGGAUGCAAGUGUCUCUCUCAUCGGGUAGAUAUCCCAAGAAAUCCGGUUCUUAUUCCUCAAACUCAAACGGAACAACCAAAUCAACCUACUGAGCUGGGAGAGAAGUGAACCUUCAUUAGUACUUCUUAGAGGAUGUAAGUGGCAAAGUUAUUUUGUGCAAGAGUCUGAAGAAACAGCUUUGCUUCUUGAUUCCCAGUGAAGUCCUAAUUUCAGAACUGGUAACCACUUACUCUGUAGGCAGGUGGAUCUUCCUACUAGACUGAAAAGAAAUCUUGACAUUUCCAAUGCUCUGUGAAAGUGCUGCUGGCCUUAAAACGAGCUGUGUUUGAAGCCAUCUUCCUUCAAUUUUGAAGGUGUUAAGAUGCAGAACAUCUCCAGAAUAUAGCACACUCUUGCUAGUAUAUUUAACAGAGAAAUUCUGUUCUGUUUGACUUUAAUUGUGACAUAUUAAGCAGUUGAGUGGAUUGUUCAUAUAGGAUCUUGCCCUGUGUACCCGUUUCCACUGAACGUUAUUUGAAAGCAUAGAUCCUCCUUUCCUUCUCCCCAUUUCACCUUCUCAUUGUCGGUCCAGCAGUGUGACUGCUUAUUAUCCAUAGUAUAAUCU
Molecule: messenger RNA, 1703 nt
Organism: Nothoprocta perdicaria
Lineage: Eukaryota; Metazoa; Chordata; Aves; Tinamiformes; Tinamidae
Gene: F2RL1
Product: F2R like trypsin receptor 1
Exons: 2
Coding region: 1-1191 (396 amino acids)
Biological process (GO): thrombin-activated receptor signaling pathway; phospholipase C-activating G protein-coupled receptor signaling pathway; blood coagulation
Cellular component (GO): membrane
Molecular function (GO): thrombin-activated receptor activity
Source: RefSeq, a predicted model, not a curated record